AUGACUAGCUUGAAGGUGUUUUUCGCCGUCUACUUGCUAGGUGGUAUCACGUUUUUGCCCUUGGUCCUUUUCACCGCUUAUAAAGUCCAUUUAUUGUACAGUAACUUUAAAUCCGCAUUAGAAGAAGAGGAAGAUCGUGAUGAUAAAGAUAGGCUAUUGACUCGCGGCAUACGCCCGGAUUUCAAAGCUGGUAAGCUAGAAGAGCUGUCCGGUGUAAAAGUAGUUAACAAGGGCUGGAUCACUUUGACUAAGCAAUAUUACUACCAUUCUUCAGAGGUGGCCAUAAUUCUGAAAAAUUCUAACAACAACAAGGAUUCUGAUGUUGUUCAGCAAGAACAGAUCUUGCAAAGAACAGAACUGAAAAAAAAGCAACGAUUCUUCGCGGUGCUAAGACACGGCAAUCUGUUUUUAUACAAAGAUGACACUCAGAAUGCAAAUCUGGUUCAUGCCAUAUCUUUACAGGAUAAAUUCGUAACCAUUUGGCCCCGUUACGAUGAAACGGGUAAAAAUGAACUACCCGAUGCUUCCCUUUUCACAAAGAGAACCUGUAUUGCCAUCUUCAAAAACGACCUCGUUUCCAUAGAUUCCAAAAACCAUAAUGUCAUCUUGCCGCAUUUCGACCCACUUACCAGUGUGGAAUCGAACAAUGGGGAUAUAUCCAACAACGAUGCCACACACGAAAAUCAGUCACCGUUUCAUAACUCGAAUCAGUUCUUCUUGUAUUUCGAAAAUAACAUGGAUAAGGAAGAUUGGUAUUACCAAUUGAUCAAUACCUCGAAAAACAAUAAUACUGCCCCAACCAAUUUGCUGAACCCUAAUGUUUCUGCCAACACCGCCCAUUUAAAAACCAAAGAUAUGUUGCAACUGAUUCAAGACAUCAACUCUACUGAGAACCAAUUGACUACUAAAUGGUUAAAUGCUCUCCUUGGUAGGCUUUUUCUUUCCUGGCAACAAACUGACAGCUUAAAUCAACAUAUUCUUGAAAAAAUCUUCAAAAAAUUAAAUAAAAUAAAGACUCCGGGGUUUUUAGACGAUUUGGUCGUUGAGAAAGUUGAUGUGGGUGACAGUGCCCCCCUGUUCACAUCUCCUAAACUGCUAGAGUUGUCUCCAGAGGGCUCCACUAAGUUUUCUAUUGAUGUCCAAUACAGGGGAAACCUGACAAUUAUUAUCGCUACAAAGGCAAGUAUCAACCUAGGGUCUCAUUUCAAGCAAAGAGAAGUUUCGUUACAGCUAUCCAUAAAAAUCAAAGAACUUUCCGGCCCACUUUUGUUUUUGAUCAAACCGCCUCCAUCAAACAGAAUUUGGUAUGCCUUCCAAAAUGAGCCAAUAAUGGACUUCGAGAUUGAGCCGAUUGUAAGUUCGAGCAAAUUGUCGUACAAUGUCGUUACUAAUGCCAUCAAAAGCAAGUUUGCUGAAGCUAUGAAGGAGUCCUUAGUUGUUCCGUUUAUGGAUGACAUUGUCUUUUACCCAACUCCUAAUGAAAUCUACAGAGGUGGUAUUUGGGAGGAACAUGACUCUGAAGUAAAAGCAAACGUUUCCGUUACCGCUGAGACUCCAGGUACUAAUACAAGUGCUAAGGCGCAUUUGGCAGCUGUUCAAGAAAAUGGAACGAAAUCUUAUAGGAAAAUUAAAAGAGUUUCAAGAACAGAAAGAAAGAAAGAAAAGUUAAAAGGCAUUGUUGACAGUACAUCUGCGAUAGCGGCGAAAACAACCACCCAGACAACAGUCACUGCACCAACGAAUGACGACGUUUCCAGUUCUGAAAACUCCACUAAAUCAAGAAAGUAUUUCAAAAAUUCAAUCAAAAAAAUUGGUAAAUGGUACAAAGACAAUGUUGGAAAUUCAAGUGACACUGAAGACAUAGAUGAUUUAGACAUCCAAGAUAGGAAGGAUGAUGACUCUGCUGAUGAAAAAGAACCAGGUACUCCCUUACUAACUUCCAGCCCUAAAAUGAUUUCGAAUAGAAGGCCUGUACCUAGGAGACCUUCACAGCAGGCGUUGAACUUACCAUCUUCAAAUGUUGAAGGCAAAAAGGAAACAGAACCAGAAAAUUUCCCAGUUCCGCCUUCGUCAUCAAAUACAAAUGCUUCAGAAAUGUUUGCUAAUAAAGAGAAUAGGCAAUUUUCUGUAUCCUCAAAGGACUCUCAAAAUGCACCUUCAAAUGGGGAAUCCAAAACCUCAAAACUUGAAGGCUCUCAAGCUUUUGUCAAAAAGACUUCCCCAAAUCGCUUCAAUGACGAGUUUUUCAAGCAAGAUAUGGAAUUCGAAAAUCAACGAGAGUAG
Saccharomyces eubayanus is the source of this 2283-nucleotide messenger RNA. RefSeq names its product Nvj2p (gene NVJ2). The record is from RefSeq and is a predicted model, not a curated record. Gene Ontology annotation, molecular function: lipid binding. Gene Ontology annotation, cellular component: endoplasmic reticulum; ERMES complex. The transcript has a single exon. NCBI's taxonomy places the organism in Eukaryota, Fungi, Ascomycota, Saccharomycetes, Saccharomycetales, Saccharomycetaceae. The coding region runs from base 1 to 2283 and encodes 760 amino acids. Gene Ontology annotation, biological process: phospholipid transport.